Messenger RNA from Saccoglossus kowalevskii, 1262 nucleotides. RefSeq names its product arylsulfatase B-like. Lineage: Eukaryota; Metazoa; Hemichordata; Enteropneusta; Harrimaniidae. Gene Ontology annotation, molecular function: sulfuric ester hydrolase activity. The record is from RefSeq and is a predicted model, not a curated record.
AUGGCUGCCACAACAAACAAGUACGCUUCGCGAUCGCCGAAUGCACGCAAAUUUAAAGGAUUUUUGACCGAGAAAGAGAAGAGAAGAAGAUUGGAAGUUAUCCAGGCGAACCGCCAAUAUAAGAAAGUUUCUGAAGUAGUUUUAGAAUCAAAUUCAGGUUUCGUUGGAGCAGGUAUAGACCACUAUACGCACAGCGAUCAUUUUAAUCAUAUGCACAAUCUCAGAAAAAAUGAUGAUUGUAUAGCUAAGAAGUAUAUUGGUAAAUAUUCCACAACAAUCUUUGCAAAUGAAGGAAAGGAUAUAAUUAAUGCACAUGAUCAAAACAAAGUUCCGUCCUCGUAUUUGAAACAAUACGAGUCAACUAUUCAUGACGAGGACAGACGAACAUAUGCAGCAAUGACAUCAUGUGUAGACGAGGCUAUCGCGAAUAUCACUGAGGCACUUGAAGAGAAGAACAUGUUAAAAAACAGUAUAAUCGUUUUCACUUCCGACAAUGGCGGGGCUUUGGUAGGUUCUGCUGGCAACAACUGGCCCCUGAGAGGAGGAAAGCAUACGAGUUGGGAAGGAGGUGUGAGAGCUGUUGGAUUCGUUUAUGGUGAUUUGCUUCCUUGUCACUCACGAGGUACCGAGAAUACGGGUCUAAUGCAUAUCACAGACUGGUUCCCAACUUUAAUAACAUUGGCUGGUGGCAAUCCACAUGUCGGAAAGAAGCUAUACGGAGUUGAUCAGUGGAAUAUGAUAACAGGUGAAGACAAAUCUGGGCGCGACGAUGUGUUGAUUACACUUGAGGAAGAUAAUAAAGCAGGUGCACACUAUAGAACUGGUAUAUAUAAGAAUAAUGCUUUUGACAUAACAACACAUGCAGCGAUAAAAAUGGGAAAAUGGAAGUUAUUGACUGGACCAAUUGGAGGACCAAGUGAUUGGGUUAAACCCCAAGAGAUAAACUCCGACCAUAGAAUAGUAGAGGAUCCUGAUUUCGACUCAACACGUAUGGUGCGACUAUAUAACAUAGAAGACGAUGAAACUGAAACAACUGAUUUGUCAGAGAUGAAUCAGCAUAUUGUGAUUGAAAUGCUUGCAAAGCUUCAUAACUUUUCGAAGCAGUCCGUGCCUGCCCAGUCAAGAAUAUAUCCGCGUGCUGAUUUUGAUGGGAUGGGAGAAUGCAUAAGUCCAUGGGUAUAACGAAUGGCACAAUACAUAUCAGUCAUGGAAUAUAGUAAUAUUAGAAAAACUAAUAAACACAAUACUCAAUAGCAAACCUA